UCAGUGCUUUAGGGUGAAUUGUUCUGUUGGAAAAGCCUCAGCUCAGUCUGUGUGUUCAGCUGCUGAACAGAACCACAGUCCAAACAGAGGAUGGAGAAGGUGAUCAACUGUUUCCAGAAAAGGCCGGACGCUGUGGCCCGGCUCAUCUGCUUCCCCUGGGCAGGCGGAGGGUCCAUACACUACGCUCGCUGGGGAAACAUCCUCAACAGCUCCAUUGAAGUGUUCGCUGUCAAACUUCCCGGCAGAGAGAGUCGAGCCAAAGAGCCGUUCUUUCUCAACAUGCAGCAGAUUGUGGACGAGGUUGUUGGAGUGUUGUUACCGGUGCUGAAAGAGAAGCCGUUUGCUCUCUUCGGCCACAGUUUUGGUGCCUUCACAAGUUUUGCUGUAGCAGACGCUCUGAAGAAAAUCCACAACCUGGAGCCGGUUCACAUCUUCCUCUCUGGAGCCUCUGCACCUCAUUCAGAGACUCGUAUCAAAGCCCCGAAGAGGAGCGAGUUGUCGGAUGAGGAUUUUCUCAAGUGGCUGAUGUCUAUUGGAGGAACUCCUCCUGAACUUCUGUCCAACCCUGAAGUCCUGAAGCUCUUCCUUCCCGCCCUGAAGGCCGACCUGCACGUGGUGGAGAACUACAGGUGUGAGAAGCCGGACGUUCCACUCCUGUCCUGCCCGGUCACAUGUUUCGAUGGAAAAGAAGACGUCCCUCAUGAUUUACAAGCUUGGAAAGACAUCACGUCAGGAGAUUUCACCACCAGGAUGCUGGAUGGAUCUCACUUUUACCUGAAGGAUUCUGGGAAUGAGAAAGUUUUAUUAGACUACAUCACAAAACAUCUGGAAACAUCAGAAAUGGACUAUUUAUAAUGAAAUAUGGACAAUUACUGCACCGAGUCUAAUGACCUCACGUUGUUUUACUAAUUCAUUGUGAUGGAAUUUAACUGUUUGAUUAAUUAAUUAGUUUUUCUUUAAAAAAAAAAAAAAUGUAAUUCUUUUUGUUUUGUCAAACCAACUUGUGACUGAGAAACGAGCCCACAGCUGUCUGUGCAACAGGUUGUUAUGACAUCAUAUUUAGGUUUUGUUGCUAGGCGACAUCUAGUGGUCGUAGUAAUGAUGACAGGACCAAAGGG
Molecule: messenger RNA, 1118 nt
Organism: Seriola dumerili (greater amberjack)
Lineage: Eukaryota; Metazoa; Chordata; Actinopteri; Carangiformes; Carangidae
Gene: olah
Product: oleoyl-ACP hydrolase
Exons: 7
Coding region: 91-855 (254 amino acids)
Biological process (GO): lipid biosynthetic process
Source: RefSeq, a predicted model, not a curated record